Molecule: messenger RNA, 1305 nt
Organism: Odocoileus virginianus texanus
Lineage: Eukaryota; Metazoa; Chordata; Mammalia; Artiodactyla; Cervidae
Product: olfactory receptor 6M1-like
Biological process (GO): G protein-coupled receptor signaling pathway
Cellular component (GO): membrane
Molecular function (GO): olfactory receptor activity; G protein-coupled receptor activity
Source: RefSeq, a predicted model, not a curated record
AUGGCCUGCCCCGAGGAACCCGAAUCUCUCUGCCUGAAGGUUAAACCAAAGUUCCUUUGUUCAGGACCUUGUCCAGCUGUAGGUGGUAGCAAGAGAGAAGAAAUUAACACCUCACCCCCCACCUUUGCCUCAGGGCUGGCCAUUCCAGGAGAUAUUUGCACGAUUAAUAGUCCUUUUACUUUACUUCCUCACCUCCUCCUGCUCUGUGUUCAACAAAAGAAACUGGCUACAUACCCCACAUCUCAGACCUACCCAUCUCCGAAUCUUAGUCCUUCUCUCUUCAUCCUUCCUCAGCCCUAUGUUCUUAAAGACAUAUUGAACAUCAAGAGACAUGCUGCCCACCUUCCUCUGCACUCAAUGGAUGUGCAGAAUCAGACCACAGUGACUGAAUUUAUCCUGACCGCCUUCCCUGCUCUCCAGAAGCUUCAGAUUUUCCUCUUCAUGGUCCUCUUGUUUACUUACUUGCUCACUCUAAUAGGAAAUGGUGUCAUCAUUUCCCUAAUAUGGACUGAUAAUCGCCUCCAAACCCCAAUGUACUUCUUCCUCAGUAAUUUGUCGUUUUUGGACAUUUUAUUCACUAGCUCAGUUACCCCAAAACUGUUAUCCUUUCUCCUCAAGGACAGGAAGACCAUAUCUCUUGCAGGUUGCAUCAGCCAAACAUACUUCUUCUUCUUCCUGGGCACAGUGGAGUUCAUCCUGCUGGUGGUGAUGUCCUUUGACCGCUAUGUGGCCAUCUGUAACCCCCUGCGCUACACCGUCAUCAUGAACAGCAGGGUGUGUCUCCUGCUGGUUCUGGGCUGCUGGGUGGGGGCCUUCCUGUCGGUGCUCUGCCCGGUUAUUCUGCUGUCCAGGCUGCCCUUCUGCCAGAAGGAGAUUAAUCACUUCUUCUGCGACAUCGCCCCCCUGCUGCAGGCGGCCUGCAUAGACACUCGUCUCCUUGAGAGGAUAAGCUUCCUCUUGUCUUCUCUCAUCCUCCUGACCUCGCUGGUGAUCACCACCGUGUCCUACACCUACAUCAUCUCUACUAUCCUGCGCAUCCCCUCGGCCCAAGGGCGUCAGAAAGCCUUCUCCACCUGCGCGUCUCACAUCACUGUCGUGUCUAUUGCCUACGGGAGCAACAUCUUCAUGUAUGUGAGACCAAGCCAGAGUCAUUCCCUGGAAUUUGAUAAAGUGACUGCUGUCCUCACCAUAAUGGGGACCCCUCUCCUGAACCCCUUCAUUUAUAGUCUAAGGAAUGAAAAGGUAAAGGAAGUUUUGAGAGAUGCAACCAACAAAAUUGUGUCCUUGUUGCACAGGAAACCUUGA